This is a messenger RNA of Sordaria macrospora k-hell, 1194 nucleotides long. RefSeq lists its product as uncharacterized. The record is from RefSeq and is a predicted model, not a curated record. Gene Ontology annotation, molecular function: lipase activity. Lineage: Eukaryota; Fungi; Ascomycota; Sordariomycetes; Sordariales; Sordariaceae.
AUGGCUCGCGCACUUCGCAAAAACCCCCUGAGGUUGUGGGAAAGACUUUACCUUCUCGCUCACCUGCUCACGAUUGACGCCGCCCACCUGUGUCUCAACCUCGUCACCUGCGUCGGUCUCGCCGUCCUCCGGGGCAUUCCCAUCCGCCACUACUUCAAAGUUGCCUACAACCGCUUCGCUCUCGGCCGUCUCUCUCCGCGCGAGAUCCAGCAUCUGAGCCCGUCCACCGCCACCAUCUACCGCAAAUGGAUCGCCUCCACCCGCUCCGCCGCCCAAGCCCGCCUCGACUCCGGCCAAGGAAACCCCGAUGACCAGUACAUCCUGGACCACCUAAUCGCCAACGAAGAAAUCCUUUCCGACGGCCAGUCCUCCAUCCUCUGGGUCGGUGACCGCCGUCGCGCCUCCAAGUUCGUCCUCUUCUUCCACGGCGGCGGCUACAUCGCCCCCAUGCAGGAUGGCCAUCUCGAGUGGUGUCUUCGGUCUUACCUCUUGACCAAAGGACGCCGCGAAGGACAGUAUGUUGCGGUAGCCGUGCUGCAGUACACCCUCGCCCCCGAAGCCCGCUACCCGACCCAACUCGCGCAGGCCGCCGACGCCCUGGUGUACCUCCUCAAGCUAGGCGUUCGCCCCUGCGACCUGGUCAUCGGCGGCGACUCGGCCGGCGGGAAUCUCGCUUCCCAGAUCAUGAGCCACUUGUUGCACCCCCACCCGGACGCCAGGGAGAUUCCUCUUCCGCACGGGGAGCGGAUUGCCGGAGUGUUUGCUGUCAGCCCCUGGGUUAGUGCGAGGACAAAUGACCGGAGCAUGAGCGAUAACGCCUUCAUCGACAUGCUUUCGCCGGGCAUCAUGGAGAAGGCGAAUCAUGAGCUUUUGGGGAACCAUGAGAAGUAUAAUGCGGAGAAGAAGAGGGGCCAGGGGUGGGCGAUGCCGGCGGAUGUGAAUACCGGUGCGUGGUAUAAGGGGCUUGGGAAGUUUUUGGAGAGGUUGUAUGUCACGGUGGGAACGCAGGAGGUUUUUAGGGACCAGAGCGUGGUGUUGGCCGAGGGCAUCAGGAGGACGAAUCCUGAUAUCGAGGUGGUGUUGGAGGAGAGGUGGGAUGAGGCGCAUGAUUUCAUCUUGUUGGAGGGCGGGAGGAAGGAGGACGGGAGUGCCACGAGGCGGAUGAGGAGAUGGGUUGAGGGCGUGUUUUGGUAA